GUCGCGUUAUUUGCCUAUUGCACUCCUUCACAGGAAACUGGACUACGGUUAAUCAAGAUGGUUGAGAAGACUUACGUUACCUAUAAUCAGGUAUGCUCUCUCUCACCUUGUUCGCCCCGCAAGCACACGAGCAAGAGCUUCGGGCUAGGCCCCCUCUGGUGAAGACAGAAAUUUAUUUUGCUGCCACAGGUUCACAAGCUCUGCCAGGAGUCUGCAGACAGAAUUCUCGAUGACUUCAAACCCAAUCUCAUGGUCGCUAUUGGCGGCGGAGGCUUUGUUCCCGCUCGUAUCCUUCGAUCUUUCUUGAAGAAGCCUGGCAGCCCAAACAUCCCUAUCCAAGCUAUCGGUCUCUCCCUGUACGAACAAUUCGACAACUCGGGCCCAGUCGAGACUCCUGGCACAAAGGUGACCCGCACACAAUGGCUGGACAAAAGCCUGGAGACCGCUGGAGUGACAACUCUCAUUGGCAAAAAUGUUCUGAUCGUCGACGAGGUUGACGAUACCCGUACUACACUAGAAUAUGCAGUCAAAGAACUGCAGAAGGAUGUAGAGAAAGAGUCGGAAGAGGCUGCAAAGCGCGGCGAAGACGUAAAGAAGACUACUUUCAGCGUCUUUGUGCUUCACAACAAGGACAAACCCAAAAAGGGCAAGCUACCGAGCGAGCUGCUCGACGGAGGGAAGUAUUAUGCUGCGAAGACUACCGGUGACGUUUGGAUAUGCUACCCAUGGGAGGCAACGUAAGUCAAGCUACGUUGCAUCACCCGGCAUACUCCGCGCUAACAGCUUUAGGGAUAUUGAUGAG
Messenger RNA from Pseudovirgaria hyperparasitica, 802 nucleotides. Its product is annotated as putative xanthine-guanine phosphoribosyl transferase Xpt1. Gene Ontology annotation, biological process: hypoxanthine metabolic process; XMP salvage; GMP salvage. Gene Ontology annotation, cellular component: cytoplasm. NCBI's taxonomy places the organism in Eukaryota, Fungi, Ascomycota, Dothideomycetes, Acrospermales, Acrospermaceae. Gene Ontology annotation, molecular function: hypoxanthine phosphoribosyltransferase activity. Bases 250 to 741 code for a protein of 163 amino acids. The record is from RefSeq and is a predicted model, not a curated record. The transcript is spliced from 2 exons.